GAUGGCUGAAUUUCAGCGACUCGUGCACUCAGUGCUAGUCGCGGUGUGGCUCUGCACUGCUACUGGGGCUGCUGGAUCUCCUCCAGCGGAGGGAGACCUACGUCUGGCGCACAGCAACCCGAACCUGCGGAGCUGCGGUCGAGUGGAGGUCUUUUACAACGGGAGCUGGGGGACGGUAUGCGACAACAGUUGGCACAAACGGGACGCGGACGUGAUAUGUCGCCAGUUGGGCUUCGUGGAGGGAUCGCGGUUCCGGUGCCACGCCGCAUGCUUCGGGGAGGGCGAGGGGAAGGUGUGGAUGGACGCGCUGGCGUGUCCUCGCGGCGGGGACAAAGUGAUGCUCUGCGACUUCAAACAGUGGGGCGAGCACGACUGCACGCACGCCAACGACGUCGGCGUGUGCUGCAAGGGAGAGCAGGUUAUUCUGGCUCCACUAGCCCAGACUGACGAAACUCGCGUACGCAUCUCGUGUCCCUGCGCCGCCGACGGUCGUUGCCUGUCUUGUCCUGCGAGACUGACCCCGUCUCGGACAGAAGACUGCACUGAGCCUUCCUCAGCCGCGGUAGAAGGGAUGGUAGAGGUCUCGUUCGGAGAAAAAUGGAUACCUGUCAGUGCUGGAGCGUGGUCUCCCGCGGCGGCACGCGUGGCAUGCGGCGAACUUGGCUACCCGCUCGCUCUCGACACCUCCGUGAUCUUUGCCAACGACGCGUGCACAGUGGAGGAAGGCCGGAGGCUCAAGGACUCCUCUAGUGGUGCAAGCCGGGUCGUCACGUCCGUGGAAUGCAACGGAGACGAAUCAAUGUUGACAAACUGCAGUCUGGAAACUGGCCCAGGGUCGAGCACCUUCUGUGCUGCCAAGCUCGUAUGUGGGUUCCUUGCUCCUCCAGAUUGCCCUAAUAGCAACCAGACAUACAGACUCAGAUCAGGUGCACUCCCGUGGGUGGGAAGGUUGGAGGUGAAAAUCGACGGAAAGUGGGGGACUGUGAGCGACAAUAACUUUGGGAUGGCGGAGGGCAACGUCGCAUGCCGAGCAGCUGGCUUUGGCAGUGCAGUUGCUGUUCAGAGUGGCUCACAGUACGGCCGUGGAAUUGGACGAGUACACCAUCAUAAUCUGCGGUGUAUUGGUAAUGAGAGCUCAUUGAGUGAGUGCUCCAGUACACCGGCCAGUGAUGAUCUUGACCAUUCUGGAGAUGUCGGAGUGCGCUGUCACAGCCCCAACCCAUGCUCCUCCAUACUGAGACUGGCGCCAGGAGGUCCAGAUUCAGAGAGUCAAGGAUCGAGGAGUGGUCAUCCUCAACUCACAGGGAGCCAAGGGCCGGGCCUCCUGUGUCCCGGAGUACUGGAUGUACCGUCUGCCCGAGUCGCUUGUGCCAGCACCUCCGAGAUGUUUCUGCAGAGUAUGACGCGAGUGACUGCCCCGAGUAAUGACACGACCAGCGUGUUCUACAGAGGGAGGAUAGAGUGCGGCGGAGGGGAGGCUGAUAUCACCGAGUGCUCCGUUGAUGUGGAGGCUGUGGCUCAGUGCCCACAUGGUCUAGUGCAGGAGCUCACGUGCACCUCUUGUGUCCCAGACCUGGUCCCUGAUCUGGAGUCAUUCCGCAGCUCUCUUGCCCGGUACUCCUCCCCACUCACCUCCUAUUUCCCAGCCAUAUCUCACACCCCCAUGACCUUCCUCACUUGUGCCCUGGAGGAAAACUGCCUCUCCAGCUCUGCCAACACUGCCAGGAGCUCCGACUAUAGAACACUUCUGAAGUUUGAGAGUUUUACCAACAACUGGGGACUGUGCCCCUUCCUGCCCAACCUGGACCGCAGCGACUGGAUAUUCCACGACUGUCACCGCCACUACCACUCCUUUGAGGCCUUCGUCGACUUCAACCUAGUCGACCCCGCCACGGGGGUCAAAGUUGCCGACGGACACAAAGCCUCGUUUUGUCUCGAGGACACUGUGUGUGCCGAGGGACAUUCGCCACACUACAUGUGCAGGCCGGACUCUGACCAGGGGAUCUCGGCGAAUUGUGGAGAUCGCUACGGACGCUACCUGGACUGUCAAUGGAUCGAUAUAACAGGGGUCCCCUCAGGGACGUACCUGGUGAGCCAGCUGCUCAACCCGCAUCAAGAUUCCAGUGAGAGCGACUUUCGCAACAACGAAGUCACCUGUGAGGUGGAGCUGGUUGUCGAGGACUCCACGGUGGACGUCAUUGAUUGCUGGCAGUCAGAUCACACAUGAAGAAUCACAACCACCCACCCUCAUCGCUAACACCCACCUUUCAUCCCAGAAUUACUUAUAAUAAAAAUCAUCACUGCGCUCAGCUUUUCAUUCAAAUUCAUUUUGUAUAAAGAAUUGUAUAUAAUAUACACAUGCAGUAUAUAUUACAAACAGCCAGAAAGAUAAUCGCCUAAUGUAGCUAUAUAGUACAACAUAAAGUAGUUCGUGGUUACUGAAAAUCCCUCAAAUUUUCGCUCUAUGUUCCCAUCUUCUGACCUGGGAUCAAAUUGAAGUCUCCUGUUCUUUCGAGGGCUGGCCGGGGUCUGCUGACAUCUGCGGGGACACCCCUCGAUGACGAAGACCGAUUGCCUCAACCCUCUCCUCAAUCUUCGUCGACUUGCUGGGUAGGUAAUUGUCUGCAUCGUCAGGGAGCUCCCAGCAAAUCUCGUCGUCAAAGAGGUGGUCCUCAUCAACGUCAUCCUCUCCCUUCAACUUUGGCAGGAAGCGAACUAUUGCACCUGUACACACACAUCAACUUUCACUAUUAAAUGCUCCGUCUCCUUGUAAUAGCCCCAAGUGUGGGUGGGUUAGUGGUGGGAUAAUGGCAACAGUGGAGUAAAUGUGGUCAACUAUCUGCGAGAUAGUAAACCCAGGAACACUACACACACAUAUGCAGGGGCAAUCCCAUUGCUACUCUUUGGGGGAAAUGUGAAACUGUAGCUUCCCACACAUUGCUCUUUCCACCUCUGACAGAUAACUACAGUUCAUCCCUCAAUGGCAAAAAAUAGCUGUUUUUCAGUCUGAAGAAGGUUACCCAGGACAGUAUGGCGCACACAGCUCAUAGAAGCCCCCACUACCCAGAGAUAGCUAUGUUUCUGGUGUUCCUGCCAACCCAUAGCACUAUGGUACACAUGUAGCUCACCAGUGAUGAGGCCUCCGAUGAUGGCAAUGGCAAGAGUGGUAGCGAGACAGGCCAGCUGGUACCCUGCCUGC
This is a messenger RNA of Geodia barretti, 3199 nucleotides long. NCBI's taxonomy places the organism in Eukaryota, Metazoa, Porifera, Demospongiae, Tetractinellida, Geodiidae. The record is from the annotation of a GenBank genome assembly.